Molecule: messenger RNA, 2562 nt
Organism: Ascochyta rabiei
Lineage: Eukaryota; Fungi; Ascomycota; Dothideomycetes; Pleosporales; Didymellaceae
Product: cytosolic Fe-S cluster assembly factor cfd1
Exons: 1
Coding region: 1-2562 (853 amino acids)
Source: RefSeq, a predicted model, not a curated record
AUGGCGCCAUUCGCAAGCUCUCUGCGCCGUAUCUGGGCCCGCUCUCAGGCGCUCGCUCCUUCAAGUGUGGAAUCGCUUGCCAACCUUGACGGCACGAGCGAAGGCGGAUUCCACAGCCAGCAGAUGCAUGAUGCGACCUCUCAGCAGCGUCUCGAUGAAGGCAUACCAACCGGAAAUGCGAUUGUGUCACCUAUCGCAAGACAGCACGAGGCUUCCAGAACUGAGAGUGAGCACCAAACAAGUGUUUUGCAACAGUACGGUCAGCCACCACAGGAAGUAGCAGCAUCUCCGAACGCAUUAAGCCAGCACAGGGCGCUCGAGCUGGGCAACAAGCCUCAAGAUCAGUACGAGAAAGGGAUACCGCAGCAUGGUGUGAGACUUUCGACCUCCCUCCUUCCUACAGCGUCUUCGGAGCACAUCCUCGUCAACGGCCACGCUCCCGGCUUUGGUUCUUUGAACACCUCAGCAAAUGAAAGCACCAAUAUUCAUGUCAAGCAAGAGCCAGAAGUGAAAGACAAUGAUGAUCACGAUGUCUUUGCCGAGUUUACCAACCAGGAAUCUGACGACGAUGUUGCUCGCACCAGUACGGGCGACGAUGGAGUUUCCGAGAGCACCCACGACUGCAUCGACCAAGCUCCUUGCGAUCGUCAUCUGGACAGGCAGGAACCAGGUGCUGAGGAACAGCUGCACGGCGACACGACCGAGCGAGCUGAAAGUUUCGAUUCAGUCGUAGCCACUACGCACAACAAAGUUAAAACCGUUGGCACCGCCCUCGAUCAAGCAGUUGUGACCUCAAUGGUCGAGGGCGCAGUCCUACUCCAGGCAGAACCGGAAAAGUCUGACGUGUCUGGUGCGUUCGAUCAACGCAAGUCACCAACAUCACAGCUUUCCAGCAAAGCUGCUCCAGAAGUGCCCGAUUGUCGAUUCUCUAUCGAAGAACACAUUUCAACCCCUCAACAGCCUGAUUUCAGUCGUCUUGCUAAGGAUAUGAGCGCGCGAUCUCCUUUAACAGAUUCCGUUCUUGGACCUCAUCGCCCUAGCUCCGAAGCAAAUGAUUGGUCACUCGAAGAAGUGAAUCUGUCGAAUCUGCGUGCACAGCAAUGGCAGCGACAGUGGCAGCAGCGGCAGAACACGCUGUAUGGUGCUGACGUUUUGACCGCAGGAGCAGCGUACGCGAAUCCAAAGUCAUUGCACGAUCCGGUGUCAGUACAGCAGCAACACGGCCUAUAUGCCAUGCAACCCGACCCGAAAGCGCAGUACAGCACUAGCAUACAGUCUCCAGGUCAAAUUCCUGGCUCACAACAUGGUCAGGUCUAUCCGUACACAAUGGUUCUCGGCCACACUUCCAAUCCAUCGAUGCAACACAACCCUAAUCAUGGCUACCCUCCAGUCCAAUCUUAUUCGACUCAUCACCCGAUCAAUCAACGAAUAUUGUUCACAGGCCAAGAGACAACAAAGCCCGAGGUCUCUGAUGACGAUGAGCCGCUGGUCACACGUGUGCCGCGCCAUCGUUCAAGCAGCGCGAGUCGCGACUCUCGCUCGCCUUUGGCUACCGUCGACGCUCCUAGCACCCAGCAGCAAGUUGCUUUGUCUUCAAACACAAAGCCAACGAAGACCACAACCAAACCGAGUGCCUCGGGCGGCGAAGCAAACUCGGCCAUCGAGCUAUCUGACGACGAAGACCAACCCAACGAGCCCAUUUCUUGGAAACUGCCCACCUACGAAGUCACCUACCAGCCUCCCGCCACCACCGCCGACCUCCCCUCAGCCAAAAUCUCCAUCCCAAAGCUGAUCCGCGAAGAAAUCCUGCUAGCCCCAGACCACGCGGAGCAAGAAGCCCAGCUCUUCCAGCACGUCUUCCUACCGGGACAGCGCGCCCUACAAACCCCGGACCCAGAGCCCGCUCACGCCGUGCUAAACUUCCACACCAUCGCCGUCAUGGUGCUGGAAGCAUUUGUGCAGUUUGAAAUCGGCGACGAGCUAGGCCACGGCUACGGUUUCCACGGGGGCCACGCAGCGCAGCGGCCCGCGGCGUCGCUGGGCAGCGCCGCCAACGACGAUGAAGAACCGGCGCGCACGCGCUCCGCCCACGACGCGGAUGUGGACGAUAUCUUCUUCGCUGUUGUGGACCGCUGGCGCGCGGGGCUCGAGUCGGGCAAGGAGACGGCGAAGCGCAUCAGAGGCUGUCAGGAGUUUUGCGACGUUGCGCUCGACGUCGUGCACUACGUCAAGGAGCACGGGUUGAUGCAGCCUGAGGCGAGGAAGAGGAAGGAGAGGAAAGACAAGGGCGUUGCUAGGGGUCCUAGGGGCGGAGGCGGAGGCGGAGGCGGUGGUGGUGCGACGAGCAAAGAGAAAGAAAAGCCAAAGCCCACCCCCAAGCACACGCCCACCGUCACAAAGCGCAAACUCGACGCGCUGCCCAACAAGGCAGGCAAAGCAAAUGAGCUGCAGAGCCGCAAGAAAGUCAAAGGCGAGGCCAAGCCCACGAAAUCAAAGGCAAAGGUGAAACCAAACCCCAGCACGUUAUUGGGCGUCACUGUGCUUCCCGCGAAGAAGAAGUGA